CAGUGUUAAUAUCUUCCACGUGGCGACUUGGUCUUCAUCCAUUCUUUCUGUCUAACGACGAACUAGCUUCAUGUCUCUUCAUCCAAGUCUGUGUCGACAAUGAACCACGAUAUAGUCUCCGAUGAGACUACAUUCUCUACCAUCUUUCCGCUCCCUUAUCGUGUUCUUGCCUUGGCUAGUUUGGGCGUUCUCGCUUGGGCAACCAAUCUUCAUGGACUCGAACUGCUGGGUAUUGAUGCAGCAAAUGCACUAGACUUGGACACUCCUCGCAGCAGAGCAACCCACAGUAGUCUUCGCUCUGCGUCGCCUCUUCCCACAAUCUCGCACCGUGGUUGGAAGCAUGCAUCACACUCCGAUCCCCAACAUACUCCGGUGUACAAGCUGUUCUUGCAGUACUCCGUCAUUGUCUUGGUUUCCUGGUCACUAUACCGGAGUACCACUCGUGGGGACCUAGUACUAGUUGACGUCUUCAAAUACAUCCCGGCAGUAACUGUACUGGUUGUCCUAAUCCUGCUCAUUUGUCCCUUCAACGUCUUCCAAAAGCACGAGCGUGAUCGGUUCUUCGCUGCAAUACACAGGUGUUUGUUCAGCUCGAAGAAACAACGCAUAUACUUCUCAGAUGUGGUCUUUGCGGAUAUCUUCACCUCGUUUGCAAAAGUCUUCGGAGAUGUUUGGCUGUCACUGUAUAUGCUCCUUCCAGGAGGAAGCCUUCUCUCGCAACCAUCACAGGAUGGUUGGGCGCGAUGGAUAUUACCAACUCUCAUGAGCUUGCCUUAUGCCGUCCGCUUCCGGCAAUGUAUCAUUGAAUAUGUGUCAAGCACAAAUGAAAGCCGAAGACCCCUCUAUAAUGCUCUCAAAUAUGCCAGCUCGUUUCCUGUCAUUUUUCUUUCUGCUGCUCAGCGCACAGUAGUGACUGAUGUAUUGAAAGGCCACAUGGCUGAGCACGGGGUACGGUACGGGGACUAUCAGUUAUACCGCUUGUGGUUAUUUGCUGCGGCAGUGAACUCAGCAUACUCGUUUUGGUGGGAUGUAAGUCACGAUUGGGGACUAGGACUUCUUCGUCCUGGUGUGGUUCCUGCUCGUCCCAGAUAUGGCUCCCGCUCGCCUCCCAAACAACUAGUCUUACCUCGCUUGCACUCUCGUUUGGAGUCGCUUCCCAAUCGUCCAGUUUCUGCGGAUGGUCUUCACGAUGACGAAGCUCUCGAUGAAGACUCUGUGAUAGUCGCCACAAAGUACGAAAGUACACUUUACCCAUGGGGUCUUCGACCGACCCUCCUAUUCCCACUCGCCAUAUACCCAUUCGCGGUCUUGGCAGACCUAGUGUUACGUCUGACAUGGUCCGUGAAGCUGUCCAGCCACUUGCAUUCCUAUUCCGAGGGCGAUCUAAUAAUAUUCUGGAUCGAAUUGGCCGAGAUCUUGAGAAGGUGGAUAUGGGUCUUCCUUCGCGUAGAAUGGGAAGUUAUCAAAGAAUCUCAUUCGGGCUCCCGGAUACACGGUGGCCCUGAUUCGCACUUGACACAUCGGAGACGGUCGCUAUCGAGCCAUACCCCGGAAGACAGUUACGAAUUGUUGCCAUCUGAACGUAGUGAGAACGUGUUGGAGACGGGCCAGGGGUGACAUGUUUGAGACAGGAGAGUCUCAUGAGCAAUGUGGGAUUCAGCCAAUGGCUUUGUAUGCUUACGACUGCAUCUAGACUAUUCUAAUAAUACAAUGAAUGACCGGAUCGCAUGCUUCGUUCUAUUUCAACGUGGAAGAUGGUUUUGCUUCUU
Molecule: messenger RNA, 1769 nt
Organism: Somion occarium
Lineage: Eukaryota; Fungi; Basidiomycota; Agaricomycetes; Polyporales; Cerrenaceae
Source: the annotation of a GenBank genome assembly